Parascedosporium putredinis is the source of this 1026-nucleotide messenger RNA. The record is from the annotation of a GenBank genome assembly. NCBI's taxonomy places the organism in Eukaryota, Fungi, Ascomycota, Sordariomycetes, Microascales, Microascaceae.
AUGAAGUUUAUCGACCUGUGUGCUAGCCUCGCUGCCGUUGGCGCCGCUAGCGCCGCGCCGGCGCAAGAUGGCCCUCUCAACAAGCGGGCCGACUUUCAGUUUGUGGGAGUGAACGUUGCCGGCGGCGAGUUCGGUAUCGGGACCUACCCAGGCCAGCUGAACAAAGACUACGUCUGGCCCGACAAGGCCGCUCUGGACAAGCUCCAGGGCGAGGGCAUGAAUUCUUUCCGUGUGGCCUUCUCGAUGGAGCGAGCCGUUCCCGAUAAACUAGACGGCACGGUAAAUGAAACCUACUUUGCUGGGCUUGAGGAUUCCGUCAACUACAUUACCGGAAAGGGCGCCUACGCUAUCCUAGAUCCCCAUAACUUUGGGCGCUACUACGACAAGAUCAUCACCGAUACCGCCGGCUUCCAGACGUGGUGGAAGACGAUCGCUACCCGCUUCAAGGAUAAUAGCAAGGUUAUUUUCGAUACCAACAACGAGUACCAUGACAUGGAGAACAAGUUGGUGGUGGACCUCAACCAAGCGGCGGUAAACGGAAUCCGCGAUGCGGGCGCGACCAGCCAGUUCAUUUUCCUCGAGGCCAACGCCUGGAGCGGCGCAUGGGCGUUUGUUGAAUCCGGAUCGGCGGAAGCGAUGAAGAAUAUUGAGGACCCGUCCGACUCCACUGGGUCUAAGCUCUUCUACGAGCUUCACCAAUACCUAGACUCCGAUGGCUCCGGGACUUCGGAGACCUGCGUCAGCGCCAAUAUCGGUGUUGAGCGUCUCAACCUCGCGACUCCCUGGUUCAAGGCCAAUGGGAAGAAGGCCAUGCUCGGCGAGAUUGCCGGCGCAAGCAAUCCUACGUGCAUCGAGGCUCUAAAGAAUGCCCUUCAACACGUCUCCGACAAUAGCGAUGUCUGGGCUGGAUUCCUCCUCUGGAGCGCCGGCCCCUGGUGGGGUGACUACAUGUUCUCCAUGGAGCCUCCUAGCGGCGCCAUGUACACCGGCGUAUUCCCCAGCAUCAAGACCUUCUUCAACGCCUAG